Messenger RNA from Fraxinus pennsylvanica, 1854 nucleotides. NCBI's taxonomy places the organism in Eukaryota, Viridiplantae, Streptophyta, Magnoliopsida, Lamiales, Oleaceae. The record is from the annotation of a GenBank genome assembly.
AUGGCUAUUCAGUUGAGUCAUUUUUCUUCAUCCUCAACCACUUUCUCUUCUUUUGAUCACAAGAUAUCGUAUUUCUCGAAAUGGGUUACUGAUAUUCAUUUUAGAAGACAACUACGAAAUAAUUUCGAGCUCAAAUCCACAAAUGGGUACCCUCUUAAUGCAAUUCCUAUGCAAGAUGAAGGUUCAGUUGCAAAAACUCUGGGGGAGGAAGUACCUUUUCCGGAGUUUGGAGAGGCAAAUUCUAUGCUUAGUAUAACUGUUGUUGGUGCAUCGGGGGACCUUGCCAAGAAGAAAAUUUUUCCAGCUCUUUUUGCUCUUUAUUAUGAGGAUUGGCUACCUGAGAAUUUUGUCGUUUAUGGUUAUGCUCGGACUAAGAUGACGGAUGAAGAGCUGAGAAACAUGAUAAGCAAAACCUUAACUUGCAGAAUUGAUAGAAGAGAGAACUGUCAAGACAAAAUGGAAGAGUUUCUGAAGAGAUGUUUUUAUCACUCGGGUCAAUAUAAUUCUGAGGAACAUUUUCUAGAGCUGAAUUGCAAACUAAAAGAACGAGAGAGCGGUAAACUAUCAAACAGGUUAUUUUAUUUGUCCAUACCUCCAAACAUAUUCGUGGAUGUGGUAAGAUGUGCUAGCACUAAAGCUUCUUCAGCAACUGGAUGGACGAGGGUUAUUGUUGAAAAGCCAUUUGGUCGUGAUUCAGAGUCCUCUAGAGAGCUGACCAAAUGUCUAAAGCAGUACCUGACCGAGGACCAAAUAUUCCGAAUUGAUCAUUAUUUGGGGAAGGAGUUAGUGGAAAAUUUAUCAGUGCUCCGUUUUUCAAACCUUGUAUUUGAGCCUCUUUGGUCAAGAAACUAUAUACGUAAUGUUCAGUUCAUAUUUUCUGAAGAUUUUGGUACAGAAGGAAGAGGGGGAUAUUUUGACAAUUAUGGAAUUAUCCGAGACAUAAUGCAAAAUCAUCUACUACAAAUAUUAGCUUUGUUUGCAAUGGAGACGCCUGUCAGCCUCGAUGCUGAGGAUAUUAGGAACGAAAAGGUCAAAGUUUUGAAGUCGAUGAAGCAACUGCAGCUUGAAGAUGUGGUUGUUGGUCAAUAUAAGGGCCAUAGCAAGGGUGGUAAAUCAUAUCCUGGGUAUAUAGAUGACCCCACUGUGCCAAAGGACAGUGUUACUCCAACUUUUGCAGCAGCGGCACUCUUUAUUAAUAAUGCUCGCUGGGACGGGGUUCCUUUCCUCAUGAAAGCAGGCAAAGCUCUCCAUACUAAGCGAGCCGAGAUCAGAGUUCAGUUCAGACACGUUCCAGGUAAUCUGUACAGGCGUAACUUUGGAACUGAUGUGGACAAGGCUACAAAUGAGCUAGUCCUUCGCCUACAACCAGAUGAAGCCAUAUAUUUGAAAAUCAACAACAAGGUUCCCGGUCUAGGAAUGAGACUGGACCGCAGUGACCUCAACCUAUUUUACAAAACAAGGUAUACGCGGGAAAUACCAGAUGCUUAUGAGAGACUCCUCUUAGAUGCUAUAGAAGGAGAACGGAGAUUAUUCAUUAGAAGUGAUGAGCUCGAUGCUGCAUGGGCUCUAUUCACACCAUUGUUGAAGGAAAUUGAAGAAAAUAAAAUCAUGCCGGAGCUAUACCCUUAUGGCAGUCGAGGACCAGUCGGAGCACAUUACCUUGCUGCAAAACACAAUGUUCGAUGGGGUGAUCUUAGUGUUGACGGCCUUUUCUUGCCGGCGUUUGCCGCCGGAAAAAUCUGCUUGGAUGGUUUUCUGCUUCUAUAUAGCAGUUCGUUAAGCAAAAAAUUUAAGGAUCAGAAAAGAUUUUGGUGGUCUGGGUUCGAAGUGUUACUUAGUGUGAUUCAAAUCUGA